Molecule: messenger RNA, 1786 nt
Organism: Coniophora puteana RWD-64-598 SS2
Lineage: Eukaryota; Fungi; Basidiomycota; Agaricomycetes; Boletales; Coniophoraceae
Exons: 7
Coding region: 521-1711 (396 amino acids)
Source: RefSeq, a predicted model, not a curated record
CACGUCGGUCUGCUAUAUGCCGACAAUGCAGACGUGCACAUCGUUGAUUGGCAAUGAAUGAUUUGAGAUCUCUUGGCUCUGCGAACAUUGCUCACAAGAGGCAUAAUCACUCGAGACCUCUACAGCGUCCAUCUCACAUGCCCUUCUUGGCAUGCGAUGACUCCUAGCAUCCGAAUUCAGUACUCCCGCCCAAUGACGGUGCCCAGCCUUCGAGGCCCUCGCGCAACAUAUCCAGGGUAUUCCCUCUCAAUGCUCAUAAUACAGUGAGAGCUCCGUACAGGAGCGAUGCCAUCCGCUCGCGACACUUACAGUUCGACCUGGUUAACCAGCUCGACGACUUACCAAUGACCCUCCUCUGGCGGCGGGCUCCUGACGAUGCAGGUAUAAGUACGCUACCGGCUCGCUCAGAGUUUUCGAUAUCCAGUCACUCACAGCUCAGGCUCACUCAACACCUCAGCUCUCAACUCUCUAUCAACCCUCGACACCUUUCCAACCCAAUUUCAACUCCUUCAUCUUCAUCAUGAAGUUCGUGUCCGCCACCUCCAUCGCCCUCGCCGUCGCUCUCUCCAGCUCGGUCAUCGCAAGCGCCAUCCCCGCCGACAUGAAUGCUCUCGCUGCACGUGGCGGCGACGAGAAAGGAGGCUUCGGCGGCAACUUCGACAACGACGCGAAGUUGAACAACAAGGACCAGAACCUCAAACAGGACGAUUUCAAGAAAAACAACGCGGUCAAGGACAAGGCCUACAACAAGGACAAGGUCAUUGACCUGCACCAGAACAAGGACAAGGAGAACGCGCUCAAGAACAACAACAAGAACGCCAAGAACGACAACCUGGAGAAGCAGCAGAACAACGCGUUCAACGAGAACAGCCAGUUCGGCAACGGCUUCGGCGGCGGCAAGUUUGGCAAGCGCGGCGGUGAUGAAGAAAAGGGCGGCAAGGGCAAGGAGGGGCUUGGCAACUUUGAUUCAAACUUCAACGAGUUCAACAACGACAAGAAGAAGGCGAACAAGAACCAGUUGAACGAGAACAACAACGAAGCGUUCAACAAGGACAAGCAAAACACCGACAUCAAGGUCAAGGACCAGGCUAACGCCAAGGACAAGGCCGCGCAGAACAACGAGGCCGCGAAGAAGCUCAACGAGAAGAACAAGAACGAGAAUGCUAAGAUCAACACCGACUUCUUCGGUGGCGGCGGCGAGGGCAAGGGCAAGGGCUUUGAGGGCGGCAAAGGCUUCGAGGGUGGCAAGGGCUUUGAGAAGCGCUCCCCCGCGCCUCAGUCCGAGCAGGGUGGUUACGCCCCCGCUGCUGACGCGCCCACCGAUCCCGUCACCGCCGCCCCACCCGUAUCGGGCGACGGUACUGGAAGCUCGAGCACCUCGAGCGAGAGCAACCAGGUUGCCCGCCGCGGCGGCGACGAGGAGGGUUACGGCAAACAGGACUAUGGCAAACAGGAUUACGGCAAGCAAGGCUACGGCAACCAGGGUUUUAACAAGGGCUUUGACGGCUUCGGCAACCAGGGUUUCGGUAACCAGGGCUUUGGCAACAAGGGCUUCGAAGGCAAGGGCUUCGAAGGCGGUAACCAGGGCUAUGGCCAGGGCAUCUACAGGCGUGGCGGUGACGAGGAGGGUGGCUUCGGCCAGGGCUUUGGCCAGGAAGGUUUUGGCAAGCAAGGCUUCAACAAGGGCUUCGGCAAUGAAGGCUUCAACUGAUUCUGAAGUCCUUUUAUUUAUUAUCCCGUAUCUCAUUACUCCACUGCGCAUGAACAUGUCGUAGUGGACACUAAA